AUGCCAUAUUACGAGGACGUAAUCGUCACUGAAGAUGGCAGAACUUUAUGCGAGCUUUGCGAAAUAUAUAUCACCAACGAUGACAUGAUUGAAUCACAUUUAGAUAGCGAAAAACAUGUCAGCUUAUAUACUUCCAGAAUAAUUAUACAAAAUAAUAUCAACGUAGAAGUUAAUAGAGCGCAUUGCCUAAUUUGUAAGGUGGAUUUAGUUGAUUUGAUUGUUCAUAUACAAAGUUCACAACAUCAGAGUCUUAUGAAUGAAAUUAACGAAGUGAUUGAGAAAGAUAGAUUAUUUCUUGAAUUACCCCAAAAUCUAAACAUAAAUGGAUCUCAAGUAUAUUGCACAAUAUGUCAUAACUUUAUGAUGUUCACUUUGGAAGCUGUAAAGGAUCAUGUGCACUCCUUAAAACACAAACGGGCUCGUUCAAUGGCUGUUCAACCAUUUAAUGGUAUUUUUUCUAUCGAAGAAAAUGAUGAUUAUUUGUGGUGUAAAAUUUGUCAAAUUUAUUUUGAAAACUAUAUUGAAACAAUUUUUGAACAUGUUGAUGAUAAUAAGGAACACAAAACAAGGCUAACAAAGAUAUUAAGAUUGAUAGAAGGUCAUAAUAUAAUAAUUGACAAGUAUUUGACCCAUGCAAAUGAACAUUCAGCAACUUGCCUUAAAUGUAACACAGUAGUAGCUUGCAAUGUGGACAACCUUGAACGCCACAUUACAGGGAAAAGGCAUAAAGGACAC
This is a messenger RNA of Brenthis ino (lesser marbled fritillary), 735 nucleotides long. Lineage: Eukaryota; Metazoa; Arthropoda; Insecta; Lepidoptera; Nymphalidae. The record is from the annotation of a GenBank genome assembly.